Messenger RNA from Dendronephthya gigantea, 2495 nucleotides. RefSeq lists its product as uncharacterized. The transcript has 2 exons. Gene Ontology annotation, biological process: DNA integration. The record is from RefSeq and is a predicted model, not a curated record. Bases 170 to 1861 code for a protein of 563 amino acids. Gene Ontology annotation, molecular function: nucleic acid binding. Lineage: Eukaryota; Metazoa; Cnidaria; Anthozoa; Malacalcyonacea; Nephtheidae.
AGUAUUGAACGAAAUCCCUAAUAUACAAUUUAAUCGAAAGCUCAAGCCAGAUAAUGCAGUCGACAAGCCCGAAAUACACGGAUUCUGCGACGCAGGAGAAUUAGCGUAUGGAGCAGUAAUUUUCCUUAAAUGGAAAUGUGAAGACGGUAGUUACAGUUUUAUUCCCAUUAUGGUCAAGGCAUUCGUGGCUCCGCUUAGAAAAAAGUUUAUUCCAAGAUUAGAAUUACUUGGAUGUCUAGUUCUAACCCGUAUUUACGCAGCAUGUGUUCAAGCGUUGAAAUUCGCUAAUGCAAAAGAUUGGAAUUAUGUACUCUGGACUGAUUCACAAACCGUCCUCUCUUGGAUCAAGACACCGGCAAGGAAAUUCAAACCGUUUGUAUCAGUAAGAGUGGCUGAAAUUCAAGAAAGUGUAAAUGUUGGAAAUUUCAGAUAUGUUAAAUCGAAAGACAAUCCUGCAGACGCUCUUAGUAAAGGCAUUUCCAUACACGAAUUGAAUAAUUGGAUGGCUGGUCCACAAUUCUUAAUUGGUUCCGAGGUAAUUGAUAAUUCAAGGCAAGACCCAAGCGAAAGCAACGAAGAAACGGACGUUGAAUAUAAGAGUAAAUUCAAGAGCGAAUUGAGAGAAAGUGAAGAAACAACGAGUGAAAGUUGUAAUACCGUUGAAGUCCUAAACGAUGCUUUAUUCAAACGAUUACUAGAUAAUUGUUCAUCAUUUUCUAAAAUACGAAGAACGAUGGCCUACGUUCUCCGAUUUAUUCGCAUUUUGCGAAACAAAGUCAAAGAAACAAAUCCUAUUUCUUGGAAUGAACUGAAAGUAGCAGAAAAUCUGUUGUUUAAGUGGUGUCAACAAGAAGUGGAUAUUAGAAAAUUCCCUAUCCAAAAAUUAAAGCCGAAUUUCGAUGAAGAAGGCUUAUUGCGUGCACAUGGGAGAUUAGAGAAUAUUCGAUCACUUCCGCAAGAAAUGUGCAAACCAAUUGUCCUUCCACGCGAUCAUCCUCUAGUUGUUCUGCUAUUACGCCAUUUACACGAACAAAAAUGUCAUUGUGGAUAUAAAAGCCUUGUACACGAAGCACGAAAGAAGUAUUGGAUUAUUGGAAUACGGAACGCCGCAAAGAAACUCACGAACAAAUGUAUCACGUGCAAGAAAUUACGAAGCAAACCACUGGAACAGAUAGAGGGACAACUCCGAAGUCUUCGCGUAGCUAUGGGAUUACCCGCGUUUACAAUUACAGCCAUGGAUAUGUUCGGUCCAAUUCAGAUUAGGAUGAAUCGUAAAACAUGUAAAGAAGCGCAAGUAAUAAUUUUCACGUGUAUGACAAUGAGAGCCAUACACUUGGAACUUGUGAUGGAUAGAAGCACCGAGACAUUUCUAAUGGCAUUUAGAAGAUUUGCCUGUACUUAUGGACAUCCUAAUGUCUGUUGGUCUGACCGUGGUACAAAUUUCGUGGGAGCCAAAGCUUACCUUAAAGAAGUUACGUCAAGUUGGGAUACUUCCAAAAUCCAAAAGGUUCUUGCAGAAGAAUUCAGUUGUGAUUUUAGAUGGGAAUUUAACAUCCCAAAGGCAAGUCAUCAAAAUGGAGUGUUAGAAAGCCUGAUCAAAUCAGUACGUCAUGCAAUGAAUGCGACAUGUAAAAAUCAAGCACAUACUGAAGAGCAAUGGCAUACCAUCCUAAAGGAAAUUACUUACCUGGUCAAUAGUCGACCGUUAUACCCAAGCUCGGAAGAUAUAUUUAAUGAUCCUCCAAUUACACCCAAUGACCUUAUUAUUGGCCAACAUAAUUCAUUACCAAUCCCAGAAGAAGAAAGCCAAGUCAAUCCAAGGAAUCAAGGAAGAUUCACGAAUUUUGGAAAGCCUGGAUGAAGUAUUUUGCGCCAAAUUUAUUGCCAAGAAAUAAAUGGUUUCAUAGAAGAGAAAAUUUGAAGGCCGGAGAUUUGGUUUUGGAACUUGAUUCAACACCAAGAAUGCAAUGGAAAAUGGCAAUCGUUGUUAAUACUUAUCGUGGAAAAGACAACAUGGUAAGAAAAGUCCAAAUUAAAACGGCAAAAGGAUGUUAUGAACGUCCAAUUCAUAAACUUUGUUUAAUUGCCACGAAAGAAGAAAUAGAACGAUAAAUUAAACUUAUAGUUAGACAAUUUACUAAAUAACAUUUUAGAAGAAAUCAACAAAAAAAAAGUUAGUCAUCACCUCCUAACUGGAGGGGGGUGUUUUGCCCAAGAUUACAAUAAUAAUGACUUAUAGAAAUUAUGCAUGUAUUGUUGAAUUAUGUAAAUUACGCCUAUAUAAACCAAAAAACAACCACGCCUAGUUAGAUUCAAAUGAACUUCAUCGAAGGAACUAGGAGUAACUAUAAAUUUGACUAUAUGUGUAUAUAUGUAUAAUAAACAUCACGAAAUCGUAUAGUACAAGUAAAUGCUCCUGGUUAGCCGAAGUUGUUCUGGCUCCGGAUAAAACCGCCAAUACGUGCAAAACACAAAGUGUACUUGCAUGGAAUAUG